This is a messenger RNA of Porites evermanni, 1190 nucleotides long. The record is from the annotation of a GenBank genome assembly. Lineage: Eukaryota; Metazoa; Cnidaria; Anthozoa; Scleractinia; Poritidae.
CUACCUGGUCCGCCAGGUCCGCCGGGUCCGCCCGGUCCUCCGGGACCCCCUGGCCCCCCAGGUCCCCCGGGUCCUCCUGGGCCUCCUGGACCAUUAGGGCCUCCAGGACCACCAGGACCUCCUGGUCCACCAGGAGUACCAGGGGAAUUGGUCGGUUUGGUUGGUUUGGUUGGCACACCAGGUUUAGCAGUUGUUGGUCCACCAGGACCCCCGGGUCCACCCGGGCCGCUUGGUCCGCCUGGUCCUCCGGGUCCUCCAGGUCCCCCUGGUCCUCCGGGAGAACCGGGUGCAUUUUUCGUUGGUGUCGUUGGUCUGGGAGGUACACCUGGUUUUGGUGUUGUUGGACCACCGGGGCCUCCAGGCCCUCCUGGACCACUUGGUCCACCUGUGUUUGUAAGCAAUGAACGAUCAUGAGAUCUUUUAAUCAUAAAUUAGACUAGACAUUAAGUGACCUCUAAACUUCUACCGUUGCUUAAUAAUAUUAAACUAAAUUCCCUAAUAUAUUUCUACGACCAUGUAAUCUUCAAAUUCUUCUUUCGUUUGACAAGACACCCCUUCUAAGUCAAUUUUUUCAAAUCUUUUUUUUAAAGCUGCGUCUGAAAAACUUGAGAGAGCUUUCGAUUGAUUGUUGUUUUCAGCCUAAGACCUUUCCUAGCGAACUAUAAAUGAGGUUUAAAAACAGAGUGCCUAUGUUACUCACCCUAAAACAUGGGGAGACGCUAGCCAUGACAAGCCAAGAAAACGAUCUAACAAUGCUCAAUGUAGGUUCGUUACUGUACGCCCGUUAAAAUUGUAUUACUGCUCAACGAUUCUUGUGUAUGUCAUUAAACUUUGUAUUCUUUUGACUUUACUUCAGAAAGAUGAUCUUUUCAGUUGUACGCAUUUCACAUAUUCCAAAUCUACUUAAUUAGGCAGCACUACACAAUCCCAUUAUCUUUUCACGGCCAGCCCUAUUUGGCGUGCAAUUCAAACAAAUUCACAAACCUGGUCCGCCAGGACCAUUUGGACCACCAGGCCCUCUAGGAGCACCUGGACCCCCCGGACUUCCUGGCUUGCGAGUUGUCGGCUUCUUUGUGGGCACUCCUGGCGCGGGCGUUUUGGGACCCCCUGGUCCACCAGGGCCACCCGGACCUCCUGGUCCUCCUGCUCCCCCUGGGCCUCCCGGACCACCAGGACCGCCGGGUGUACCU